Messenger RNA from Asterias rubens (European starfish), 839 nucleotides. RefSeq names its product lysosomal alpha-glucosidase-like. The transcript is spliced from 5 exons. The record is from RefSeq and is a predicted model, not a curated record. Bases 87 to 674 code for a protein of 195 amino acids. Gene Ontology annotation, molecular function: hydrolase activity, hydrolyzing O-glycosyl compounds. Lineage: Eukaryota; Metazoa; Echinodermata; Asteroidea; Forcipulatida; Asteriidae.
UCAUCCUCCCGCUAGUCCUCUUCGCAUCAAGUCUUCACCCUCAAUUCCCUGAUGAUUCAAAGCUGUAUGAUGUGGACAGACAAUUCAUGCUAGGCCCAGCUGUUGUUAUCACUCCUGUCUUAGAACAAGGAGCCACUGCAGUGAAUGGAACAUUUCCCAAAGGAAGAUGGUACAAUAUUGUCCAAGGCAAUUAUUUUAGGGUAAACAACACUGAGAUAGUUGAACUGAAGGCAGAUCCUAGUGAGAUUAAUGUUCACUUACGUGAGGGAUUCAUCCUAGCCAUGCAGUAUAACAGCACAGAAACAACUACUACAGCUUUUCGCCAGUCACUCUUUACAAUUGUUGUUGGAGUCAGUGAUGAUGGCAAUGGUAAAGGCGAGCUUUACUGGGAUGAUGGUGAUUCUCUGGAAACUUAUGAGAGUGAAAGGUAUUUAUCUGUUGUGUUUACAUCAUCCAAGUGCUCAUUGAACUCCAAAAUACUGCACAACAAUUAUCCAGGAUCAAAUGAGAUGAACAUUGGUAGUAUUCUGCUCAUGGGUGUUCUCAACAAACCAUCAAGCGUCAAACUUAAUGACACUUCUGUCAUGUUCCAUUAUGAUACAAACAUACAGAAUCUCAGCAUUGGAAAUCUAGAUGUUCCCUUACAGUAUGACUUCCUGUUGGAAUGGCUUUGAGAAGAGUGCCAGAUUGUGUCAGCAUCCGUUGUCACAUUAAACUGUUAGAUUGUAGGAUAUACAAUAAGGGGAAACAGGGGAUGGUAUGGAGUGUUAAAGGCAGUGGACACUAUUGGUAAUUGUCAAAGACUAGCCUUCACAGUUGGUGUAUCUCAACAUAUGCAU